Messenger RNA from Uranotaenia lowii, 2909 nucleotides. It is a transcript of the gene Vps53, whose product is annotated as vacuolar protein sorting-associated protein 53 homolog. Gene Ontology annotation, biological process: retrograde transport, endosome to Golgi. Bases 121 to 2838 code for a protein of 905 amino acids. The transcript is spliced from 4 exons. Gene Ontology annotation, cellular component: GARP complex. NCBI's taxonomy places the organism in Eukaryota, Metazoa, Arthropoda, Insecta, Diptera, Culicidae. The record is from RefSeq and is a predicted model, not a curated record.
CGUGCGAUUGUUUUGAUGACGACGUGCUUCGUGCUCAUUUUCGUAGUCAUUUUCUGCUCGUAAAAAUGCAUAUUUUACUGAAAUAAUCCGUGUAGCCUUCUAAUAAACGUUAUUUUCGCAAUGAGUACCGCGGCAGAAGACCCCGACUCCAAAAAGGAACCAAUCAAUAACAAGAUUAUCCUGGCCGACGAUGUACAGCGAGCCAUUGAGCAGGUAUUGCAAAGUUCAGAUCCCCUCGAUCAUCCGGACUUCGAUCCCACAGAUUACAUCAACCAGCUGUUUCCAAACGAGCAAUCGCUGUCCAACAUUGACGAUGUGAUUGCUAAAAUGGAGUUCGACAUAGGUUUAAUCGACGAUAACAUCCGGUCUGUAGUCCGAGGUCAGGUUAAUACCGGAGAAAAUGGAAGGUCCGCGCUGAAGGAAGCUCAACAAUCGAUUACCCAACUAUUUGCGUUAAUCACAGACAUCAAGUCGAGGGCAGAGAAAACGGAGGACAUGGUCAAGGAGAUUACCCGGGACAUCAAGCAGCUGGACUCGGCCAAGAAUAAUUUGACCUAUGCGAUUACAACGUUGAACCAUUUGCAUAUGUUGGUCGGAGGAGUUGAGAAUCUGAAACGGUUGGCCGAACGCCGUCAGUAUGGGGAAAUUUUGAACCCACUGCAGGCUAUAAUCGAAGUUAAUCAACAUUUCCAGCAGUAUUCGGAAAUUGCCCAGAUUCAAACGCUGUCCUCCCAGGUUCAACAGAUUCAAACGGAACUUGCUAGCCAGAUCACGGAAGACGUUAGGAACUUCUUUGCACCGGCUCCACCGACUGCUGGAGGUGGACAAGCUAAUCGAGUCACCAUGACCCAGCUUAAAGAUGCUUGCCAGGUGGCUUCGGUUCUGGACAAGCCGGUGAAGAAGAACAUCCUUAAGUGGUAUAUCAACCUUCAGCUGCAGGAAUACAUCCAGCUGUUCCACGAAAACCAGGACAUCGCCUGGUUGGACAAAAUCGACAAACGUUACGCUUGGCUCAAGCGGCAUUUGCUCGAUUUCGAGGAAAAGUACGGUAACAUUUUCCCCCAGGAUUGGGAAAUUUCCGAGCGUAUAACGGUGCAAUUUUGUACCAUUACUCGGGAGGAACUUACCAAGAUAAUGUCCCGCCGAAGAACGGAAAUCGACGUUAAGCUGUUGUUGUUUGCCAUUCAGAAGACGGCCAGCUUUGAACAGUUGCUGGAUAAGCGUUUUACCGGAGCUACUUUGGGGGAGCUGGUUGGAACGGGGGGAACUCCAACAGGUACCGGUGAAGGUACCGAGCAGCAACCGUCGUUCGCGGGUUUGAUUGGAUCCUGCUUUAAGGCUUACUUGGAUAUUUACACCGAAAGUAUCGACCGUAGCUUGGCCGAGUUGAUUGACCAGUUUGCGCAGCAAAAUCAGCAACAGCUGCUUCCGAAGGAUACCAAUGCAGGGGUGUUUCCAAACUGCGCCGAGCUCUUUGUUUUCUACAAAAAGUGUAUGGUCCAAUGUACUCAACUGAGCAACGAAAAGCCGAUGUAUGAUCUUACAUUAGUAUUCAAAAAGUACUUACGAGAGUAUUCCAUCAAAGUUUUGGAUGCUCGAAUACCAAAGUUGCAACAACCCUCAUCAAGUGCGUCGAUCAGCAGCAGUAUGUCCCUGCUGACGAAAGAUUUGCAAAAUUUGUCAACGGCAGCUGGGCAAGUUAUUCAUAAUUUCCUGAAAGAAGGGGAGGCCCCGAGAUUCAACAUCGAAGAUAUCAAAAAAAUCUGCUACGUCCUAGCCACGGCUGAGUACUGUCUGGAAACGGUUCAGCAACUUGAAGACAAACUGAAGGAGAAAAUCGACAAAGCCUACGUCAACAGAAUAGAUCUGUCCGAUGAGAAGGACGUUUUUCAUCGAACCAUCUCGAAUUGUAUCCAGUUGCUGGUGCAGGACCUGGACACCGGUUGCGAUCAGUCGCUCAUUCUUAUGACCAAAAUUUCCUGGCAUAACAUCAGCAAUGUAGGAGAUCAGAGUGGAUUCGUCAAUCAAAUUGUGACAAACCUUAAACAAACUGUUCCAGUAAUUCGAGACAAUUUGGCCUCCAGCCGCAAGUACUACACCCAAUUUUGUCACAAGUUCGUCAACUCGUUCAUUCCAAAGUACAUAAACACGCUGUACCGAUUGCGACCGACAACAUCCGGUUCGUCUGGUUCCUCUUCCGGUUCAAUGGUGGCCAGCGCUUCCAGCUCAAGCAUUUCGGAAGGUUCCAACAGUGCGGCUGGCAAUCCCGGUGGGAAUAUUCUCGGCUGUGAGCAGUUGCUUCUGGAUACUCACAGUCUAAAAACGGUCCUGAUGGAUCUCCCUUCCAUUGGCUCCCAGGUGCAGCGAAAACCCCCGGCCAGCUACACCAAAGUCGUCAUUAAAGGUAUGGCCAAAGCCGAAAUGGUCAUCAAGGUGGUUAUGCAGCCCAUCUAUCCAGCUUCGCUGUACAUCGAACAGUAUUUGAAGCUCCUCCCGGAAAGCAACGUCACCGAGUUCCACAAAAUUUUGGAAAUGAAGAGCGUUCGUAAAAUUGAACAACAACAGCUGGUGGAACUUUACAAGCGAUCGUGUCCUCCGACGGCUGCGGUCGCCACCACUGGUUCAGGUGAUCCCACUUACGGAGAGAACGCUUCCACAGGUUCGGGCAGCGGCAGUGGGGAAACAACUGUCCUAAGUCAAUCCCAACAGGCAGCCGAAAAGGCGGCGGCAGCUUUGAGUGGAGCCGGGUCCAGUAUUAUCGCGCUCGGGGAUUCGCUGAUGGACAAGGGCCGUAUCAAGAAGAUUGAAAAUCUGAUCAAAAACAGAUUACCCAACUGAAUCGAGAAGUAAGUGCACGUACUAAUUUAUCUUAUAGUGAAUACAGAAUAUACACGCAAUGGGUCUAGCUA